GCCAGGUCGCGCGGUCCGGCCGAGAGAGGACAGUGCCCGCGGCGCGGAGCGAGCGGCUCCCGGGUCCGGGCGGAAGGAAGCCGAAAGCCGGGCUCCAGGCUCCGAUCUCCGCGUGGCCCGCUGCCCCCCGCCCCGGAGGCGUCCCAGGUCGCGUGGGGUCCUCUCCAGCGCCGGCUACUCGGUGCAUUUUUAGAAGGAAAACUUCGCGUUCUCGGGCUGAGCUGCAGCGCCUGCUCCCCGGUGACUCCGGGAGCCCCCCGAGCGCAGCCGAUCGACUCUCCGUGAACUUGCAAAGAAUCACAGUAACUUCACUUGAAGCAUCCGGAGCGAGGCCGGCGAGGCUCUCGGCACUCUCCCGACCCCAACCAUCGCCUCCCUGUUGGGAACGCCGCGGCGGGCCGUGCCUCCCGGGGUCCCGGCGCAGCUAGCGGUCCCCGCGGGGUCCCGAAGGCGCAUCACCGCAGGCGGCGACAUGGGGAAGGCGGAGCUGGCCCGGUGGCCCCGGGGUCCGCAGUCCGCGUCCGUGCAACUUCUGCUGCUCCUUGCAGCGGCCGCGGCUCUGCUGCUCGCCCCGGGCGCGCACGGGCGCCCCGCGGAGGAGGACGAGGAGCUGGUGCUGCCGACGCUGGAGCGCGGCGCCCCGGGCCUCGGGGACACCCACCUCCUCCUCCGCCUGGACGCGUUCGGCCGGCGGCUGAGCCUGGAGCUGCAGCCGGACCGCGGCUUCCUGGCGCCGGGCUUCACGCUCCAGACCGUGGGGCGCAGGCGGGGCGCCGACGCCCCGAGCCCCGAGCCCCCCGAGGGCGACCUGGCGCGCUGCUUCUACUCCGGCACCGUGGACGGCGACCCCGGCUCGGCCGCGGCGAUCAGCCUGUGCGAGGGCGUGCGCGGCGCCUUCUACCUGCGGGGCGAGGAGUUCUUCAUCCAGCCCGCGCCCGCCGCCACCGAGCGCCUCGCCCCCGCCGCCGCCGCCGUCGGGGAGGAGCCGCCCGCGCCGCCCCGGUUCCAUCUCCUGCGGCGGAGGCGGCGGGGCGGCGGCGGCGCCAAGUGCGGGGUCACCGACGACGAGGCUCCGAUCGCGAGGGGCGCGGGGCCCGAGGGCGAGGACGACUCCGGGGUCACCAGGGACCCCGCGCCGCGGAGCUCGGGGCGGCCAACAGGAAGUGGAAGCGUCAGGAAGAAGCGGUUCGUGUCCAGCCCCCGCUACGUGGAGACCAUGCUGGUGGCUGACCAGUCCAUGGCCGAGUUCCACGGCAGCGGCCUGAGGAACUACCUGCUCACCUUGUUCUCGGUGGCCGCCCGGCUGUACAAGCACCCCAGCAUCCGGAACUCCGUGAGCCUGGUGGUCGUGAAGAUCCUGGUCAUCUACGAGGAGCAGAAGGGACCGGAGGUGACCUCCAACGCGGCGCUCACGCUGCGCAACUUCUGCAGCUGGCAGAAGCAGCACAACCCGCCCAGCGACCGGGACGCCGAGCACUAUGACACGGCGAUUCUUUUCACCAGGCAGGACCUGUGUGGCACCCAGACAUGUGACACCCUCGGGAUGGCUGAUGUGGGAACCGUCUGUGAUCCCAGCAGGAGCUGCUCUGUCAUAGAAGAUGACGGCUUACAAGCUGCCUUCACCACGGCCCACGAAUUAGGCCACGUGUUUAACAUGCCUCACGAUGACGCGAAGCAAUGUGCCAGUCUUAAUGUCAACCGGGAUUCCCACAUGAUGGCGUCAAUGCUUUCCAACUUGGACCGCAGCCAGCCCUGGUCUCCCUGCAGCGCCUACAUGAUUACCUCAUUCCUGGAUAACGGUCAUGGGGAAUGUUUGAUGGACAAGCCCCAGAGCCCCAUGCAGCUACCCUCUGACCUCCCUGGGACCUUGUAUGAUGCCAACCGGCAGUGCCAGUUUACCUUCGGGGAAGACUCCAAACACUGCCCGGAUGCAUCCAGCACAUGCACGACCCUCUGGUGCACGGGCACCUCCGGUGGGCUGCUGGUGUGCCAAACCAAACACUUCCCCUGGGCGGACGGCACCAGCUGUGGCGAAGGGAAAUGGUGUGUCAACGGCAAGUGUGUGAACAAGACCGACAAGAAGCAUUUUGAUACGCCUGUUCAUGGAAGCUGGGGGCCGUGGGGACCCUGGGGAGACUGCUCGAGGACCUGUGGAGGCGGCGUUCAGUACACAAUGAGGGAAUGUGACAACCCCAUCCCCAAGAACGGGGGGAAGUACUGCGAAGGCAAGCGUGUGCGCUACCGAUCCUGCAACAUCGAGGACUGUCCGGACAGCCACGGAAAAACCUUCAGGGAGGAGCAGUGUGAGGCGCACAAUGAGUUCUCCAAGGCGUCCUUUGGCAGUGGGCCCGCGGUGGAGUGGACCCCCAAGUACGCUGGGGUCUCCCCCAAGGACAGGUGCAAGCUCAUCUGUCAGGCCAGAGGCAUCGGCUACUUCUUCGUUCUGCAGCCCAAGGUGGUAGACGGUACGCCAUGCAGCCCCGACUCCACCUCAGUCUGCGUGCAAGGACAGUGCGUGAAAGCUGGUUGCGAUCGCAUCAUAGACUCCAAGAAGAAAUUUGACAAAUGUGGCAUUUGUGGAGGAAAUGGAUCCACAUGCAAGAAGAUAUCAGGAUCGGCGACCAGUUCCAAUCCUGGCUACCAUGAUAUCGUCACCAUCCCGGCGGGAGCCACCAACAUCGAAGUGAAGCAGCGGAACCAGAGGGGAUCCAGAAACACGGGCAGCUUCCUGGCCAUCAAAGCCGCCGAUGGCACCUACAUCCUGAACGGCGACUUCACCCUGUCCACCUUAGAGCAAGACAUCACGCACAAGGGCACCGCCCUGAGGUACAGCGGCUCCUCUGCCUCGCUGGAGAGAAUCCGCAGCUUCAGCCCCCUCAAGGAGCCCUUGACCAUCCAGGUCCUCACGGUGGGCAAUGCCCUCCGGCCCAAGAUUAAAUACACCUACUUCGUGAAGAAGAAGAAGGAGCCUUUCAACGCCAUCCCGACUUUCUCAGAGUGGGUCAUCGGGGAGUGGGGCGAAUGCUCCAAGUCCUGCGGGCAGGGGGUGCAGAGGAGACUGGUGGAGUGCCGAGACCUCAACGGGCAGCCUGCUUCCGAGUGUGCCAAGGAAGUGAAGCCCGCCAGCGCCCGGCCCUGCGCGGAUCUGCCCUGCCCCCACUGGCAGCUGGGGGACUGGUCCCCCUGUUCCAAGACUUGUGGGAAGGGCUACAAAAAGAGGACCUUGCAGUGUCUGUCCCACGAUGGGGGGGUCCUGGCCCACGAGAGCUGCGAUCCUUUAAAGAAACCCAAACAUUACAUAGACUUUUGCACCACGGCCGAGUGCAGCUAAGCGGGCUGAGGGUGAAGGGGAGGAGGAGGGGAGGAAGGGCUGAGGCACUGAAAUCAAGAAGGCUGGAGGGAUCCAGUAGACCUUGCUGGUGAUGUUACCAUCCCUUUCCGUGGUACUCAUUCAAAUCUUGGUGUCCUGGGGGGGUUGGGAAAGGCAAAGCAGGAGAACCAUGAGAUCUUAGCAGAAAGCGUGGCUUAUUUUAUGUCUCUCCAUGGAGGGAGAAGGAAGGAAGUCCAAAGAGAAGCUUUGGCCAACACUGUUUAUGAUCGCGGUGGUUUCAGAGAAUGUCAAUGUCAUCUUUUCUGCCGAGAGUUCAGAACUGAAGAAUGUCCACCAUGGAGAAAAACGUUGAGCACGUCCAGUGACUCCAUCUAUUACCGUUUUGCGCCAUUCUCCUGUCUUUUUGCAUUUAUUUGGAUGAAGAAACAAGUCCUGUGUUUGUAAAAAACGCACUGAGUCUCCAAGGGGAGAACAGCGAUGCGUCGGGUGCUGGUACAUCCAGAGCAGGCACACCCCCCCCCCCCCAGCUGGGUAUCUCCACCUUCCUUCCUCCCUGGGUAAGCCUACCUUAGGAAUAUGCAUGUGAAGAACCAGCUUGAGUCUCAAGAAAGAUAGCGGGAUCACACACAAAAGGAAGUGAUGCCAGAACAAGAAAGGGGUGUGAGCACCGCGGGGGUCCCCAGUGUUAGGGGACAGGGAGGUCAUUUGUCUUGUGAUGGGGAGGCCACUGAGGGGUAGCAGGUCCAUCCCCAGCAGCUGGUCCAGCAGUCAUAUCCUGGUGAAUGUCUGUGCAGCUCUUCUACUAUGAAAGGGGAUGACUUUUUCCAUGUGUAUAUAGUAAAAUACGUUACUAUAAAUUCUACGUACUUUAUAAGUAUUGGUUUGUGUGUUCCUUCUGAGAAGGACUAUAGUAUGUAAUAAAUGCCUAUAAUAACAUAUUUAUUUUUAUACAUUUCUUUUUAAUGAUAAAUCUCUUAAGUUAUACCGUGAUUGUAAAAGGGCAUAUAAAAAUAGAGUAUUUAUACAAUAUAUGUUACUAGAAAUAAUAAAAGAACACUUCGAAUGUGUGUGUAUUUUUUUUUGUGUGUGUGGGAAUUUAUUUCUAGGAGGGAAAUUCGAGACAUAAAUACUGAAUUUGAAGAACAGAUAUUCUCUUAAAUUCUUUGGAAGUGAGAUUUCAUUCUAACAAAAUGUAUUUUAUAUAUCCUGGAUUGUGUGAUUGUUGCAAAGAAAGGAAGCUAUGGUAUCUUUGGUGAUAGAUAGGUUUGUUACUAAUGUGUAAUAUAUACAAAUGAUUGGCCGACUUUUUCUGUAUAAGAGCCAGAUCAUAAAUACUUUUGGCUUUGUGGCCCAUACCAUCUCUGUCCCAACUACUUAAAUGUGCUGUUGUAGCAUGAAGACAGCCAUGGGCAAUACGUGAAUGGGUAUGGCAGUGUUUUAAUAAAAUGUUAUUUACAAAAACA
This is a messenger RNA of Pipistrellus kuhlii (Kuhl's pipistrelle), 4794 nucleotides long. It is a transcript of the gene ADAMTS1, whose product is annotated as ADAM metallopeptidase with thrombospondin type 1 motif 1. The coding region runs from base 473 to 3331 and encodes 952 amino acids. Lineage: Eukaryota; Metazoa; Chordata; Mammalia; Chiroptera; Vespertilionidae. Gene Ontology annotation, biological process: extracellular matrix organization; proteolysis. The record is from RefSeq and is a predicted model, not a curated record. Gene Ontology annotation, cellular component: extracellular matrix. The transcript has 9 exons. Gene Ontology annotation, molecular function: zinc ion binding; metalloendopeptidase activity.